Caenorhabditis elegans is the source of this 1173-nucleotide messenger RNA. RefSeq names its product G-protein coupled receptors family 1 profile domain-containing protein (gene T22C8.1). The record is from RefSeq and is marked reviewed. Gene Ontology annotation, biological process: signal transduction; G protein-coupled receptor signaling pathway. Gene Ontology annotation, molecular function: G protein-coupled receptor activity. Lineage: Eukaryota; Metazoa; Nematoda; Chromadorea; Rhabditida; Rhabditidae. The coding region runs from base 1 to 1173 and encodes 390 amino acids. Gene Ontology annotation, cellular component: membrane. The transcript has 8 exons.
AUGGAAACUACACAGACAACUGAGAUCGCAACAGAUUAUUCACUAAUUGAAACAACAUCCGUUAUACCAGAAAAUUCAACUCUUCUGCUUGUCACAGACGAUCCGGGAAAAGGAGCUCUGAUUCUUAAUGAAACACUUACCGAUCUUAACGUAACAACGACUGAAUAUAUUCCAAUUGUGGCUGCAGCAACGGCUUUUGCCAGUCUCAUUGCAAUUGGAGCUUUUGCAGUUACUAUAUUCAUUAUUGUUCUAAUUAGAGGAAGAAAGAGAUUUCAAGAGUUUCCAUUCUUUGCUAUCGUAUAUCACUUAACAGCGGCUAAUGCAAUUCACAUACUUCUCCAACUCACAACUGUGCUGCCGAUAAUGCUAUUAGAUAGUGACGAAGAGUCUACAAAUCGAUACUGGUAUAAAGUUGGAUCGUAUGGAAUAAUGCUCACUGAGCAAGCGUCUCUUUAUUUUACUCUUCUCAUGACAAUUAACAGAUUUGCUGUUUUUGUGUUUCCUUCAAUAUUAUCAGUGUUUACAACAAAAGGAAUACAUAUUAUUUCUACUUUCAUAUGGGUUUAUAUUAAUUUUAUCGUUUUCUGGAAUUACAAUUUUGGAACAACCAAAACAUUUUCAAGAAAGACAAUUUCAAUGAAAGAAGUGCUUCUAGGCACCAAUAUUCUGACAAAGUUUUUCACAUUAUCAUCAACUUGUCUUCCAAUAGCAAUGCUCGGAAUGUAUCUCGUGAUUUUUAUAUUUAUUGUCAAGAAGAGGCAAAUUGCGGAUAAUACGAAUCAAAAAAAGACCGACAGAGACACGUCAUUAGUGGUACAAGCAUUGAUUAUUACAAUUGCAUUAGAGUGCGUCAACAUAACUGAUAUCCUGACACCUUUGUUCAAAAACGCUGAUCUUUCCAUUCAAUGGAUUUGGACAAUUUUCUGUUAUUGUACAACAAUAUCAAAUCAACUUGUAAAUCCUCUGUUCUUUUUGACUGUUAACAAGAUGGUCCGAAGUGUAGCAAAGCACAUUUUCGACAAGAACAUUAGCUCGUUCUUAUCAGAUACAAGUUCCACAAAUAAAGUUCCAGACAGGAGGAGAAUUCAAGCAAACACAAAAAAGCUUUGCUGUGGAUGCUGUGCGUGGUUGUUCAAAGAUGAGCAAAAAGAGAGGACUGUGGUUACUUUCUAG